UCUUUCUGAAGAGUGCCUAGUAGGUUCGUGUCGUUCCUCAAUCUGAACCUCAAUCGAACUGAAGUUCAAAAUUAUGAUCCUAGUAGAUUCGGUCGGAUCGAAUGAAACAGUCGAAACGGGCCGGGAAGAUUUGAUCGUUUAGAACGAUUUAACCUUUCGUAUUAGUCAGUUCGAUGGAAUCCGCUCCCACUCCCAAAACGGCUCGUUCAAUUUAAUUAGCAUAUCAUACAUUUUACCUACCCGUUCUGUUCCUCUUGCAAAACGAAUCUAGGUCCAUUCCGUUCCCUACUUUUCACCAUUUUCUCAACACCUAGAGCACCUAGUGGGCAUCCGAGCCGUUGAGGUGUUACCUAUCCUACUCCUCCAAUUAGAUAACCCUAAAUUGACUUGAAUGCAAUCUAAGUGUGGAAAAAAAACUUACUCAACAGGUUGUAAUAUUCUUCAAAAUUCGGAUAUCCCUCACAUUAAUUGCACAAACACUGCUAAUCGACUUACUAUAAAAGUUAAAAUAAAACUUAUCAUUUAGAAUUGAAAUCAUUUGAAAAAUGCACUUGUGCGAUAUGUUCAUUGUGCAAGCCGGCUGUUUGUCGAGCAAGUGUUCAACGGCCGAUGAACGUUGGCGGGUCGUCGAGUGCACGUGGUGAUCGAUCAAUUUAAAUUUAUUUCGGUCGUUUUGUUAGCCGGAAACCAUACAGUUUAUUAUAUAUUUAUUUUCUCAAAACAUUUCAUUCAAGUUACAUCAACUAUAAGUUGUUUUUUUUUUUUGCAAAUUAUUUCCCAAACAUUUGCACACAGUUAAAAACGGCUGAAUUUUUCAAACGUUUCAUCGAGUUUUGCUUUCGUCGAUUUCUCAAUGUCACCGUAUUUUGACAGAUGGCCACAACAAAAAAAAAACGCCACUUUGACAGUCGCUAGUCGUUUUUAUCAGGCACAAUUGCAAAGUAGAAUCACCAUCAGCGCUAGUUGCUUUUCUCGCUGGCAAAUUAAUUAGUGUACGGUGUGUAAAAAGCAGCAAAAUCCCUAGCCCAGAAGCAUAUUUUACUUGUCGUGUGUUUGUGAAGAAAUUGCUCUCUUCAAUUGCACGACCACCGUACUGUGUGGUAUUAUCUAGAUCCGUGCCGUGCAUCGUAUACGGGAAGGGCGGGUUCACCGAGCUCGCUGCAACUUGUGUGUGAGAGCGAGUGUGUUUUUGUUUUUCCAUCGCGUUAUCAUCUGCCCCGUCCGGUUCCGCAUCAUUCCGGCGUGGUGAACAGGGGGGUGAACAGGGGGUCUAAAAAAGGCAAUCGAGACCGCCACGGUAGCACACUUCCGGUGUUCUGGACCAAAUCGCAAACAUCAUUAGCGGUGAGCGAUAGAGUGAAGAGGGAAGCAAAAAGUGACUUGAGGGGAAAGAAAAACAAGACAAGAGCCCCCUGUCCGCGAACGUCAUUCUGACACUGGGCCACCAAACAUCAUCAUCAUCAUCGUCCAACGCCACCAACACCACUACUGUAAGCGUACGCUCCCCAUCAUAAUUGGUGGCGUACAAAGAGAGGCUUGUUUUGUCCCCCCACCCGCGGUGUUUGUCACAUCCCUCGGCGGCAGGCGCAUAAACUGUUUGCGUAGCAGCUUCCACCCAGUAGUAGUGCAGGCAGGCAGAGGCGUCAGGCGGGUUUUUGCGAAUUUCCCCCUUUUUGCGUACGGUUGUCUGGAUGGCGGCCGAAAUCAAGCCUGCACCGCGGAGUGCGAAUGACCGCUUCAGCACCACCAAAAAGCCGGAACUGCUCAGCAAGCUCGAGGGAAGCAACGAUGACGUGAACGCGGCCGUACUGAUUCCGGGCGAGGACGGCGUUAUCAGUGUUUGUGAUGGCAAAACGAUACGGGUGUGGCAGAAGCGCGACUCGGGCCAGUACUGGCCCUCGAUCUGUCAGUACAUGCCGUCGGGCUGCACGUCCCUGUGCUACACGCCGGAAACGCGAACGCUCUUCAUCGGGCAGGAGAAUGGCACGAUAUCGCAGUUCACGCUGUCGGACGACUGCAACCGGCUGACGCCGAUCCGGGAGUAUCUGGCGCACCAGGCCCGCAUCACCAGCGUCACGUUCGCCAAACACACCGGCUGGAUCCUGUCGGUCGGGAAGGACAAGUUCUUCGCCUACCACAGCACCGAAACGGGCGAGCGGAUCGGUUGCUACACGUUCGAGGCGAUGUGUACUGCGAUGCAAUACGACGCCUUAUCAAAGUAUGUGUUUGUGGGAGAUUACAGCGGGCAAAUAACGAUGCUGAAGCUGGGCGGCACCGGUGCCACGCUGGUCACCACGAUGAAGGGCCACUCCGGCUCGGUCCGCUCGCUGUACUGGGCCGAGGGGCCCCAGCUGCUGUUCAGUGGCUCCCAGGACCAGUCCGUGAUCGUGUGGGACGUCGGUGGCAAGCGGGGAACCACCUACGAGCUGCAUGGGCAUAACAACAAAGUAUCGUCCCUGUCGUACGCAACGAACACGCAGCAGCUAAUCUCGGCCGGCGAGGACUCGGUGAUUGUGUUCUGGGAAAUGAACGCGAUGCGCAAGGUGACGCCCGACUGGGUCGAGUCCGACACGUGCCAGCUGUGUACGCGGGCGUUCUUCUGGAAUCUGCGCGCCAUGAUCGACCAGAAGCAGAUCGGCAUCCGGCAGCACCACUGUCGCUACUGUGGCAAGGCGGUGUGCGACAAGUGCUCGACGAAUCGCAUCAACAUCCCGAUCAUGGGGUUCGAGUUCGAUGUGCGCGUGUGCGACCAGUGCCACCAGCGGCUGAAGAGCGAAGAGCGACCCUCGCUGGCCACGUUCCACGAUGCGAAGCACAGUAUCGUCGGGAUGGAUUUGGACGAGCCGCGGAAAAGAUUGCUGACCGUCGGGCAGGAUCGUAUCAUCAAGAUUUGGGACCUCUCCUCGAUCUGGGGUUAGUAGUGGCGAUUGGCGGGCGAAAACACGCGCGGCUCCGGUAACGUCUAACGAAGGACCACGCCGCGGAAAAAUUCAAAACAACGGCAAAAAGGCGCCACUAGCAGCGCAGUGGGUUCGUCGGUGGCGGAACCGAAAUGAUGCAUUUUACGGCGGUGAUACAGCAGCGUACGUAAUAUGAGCGUCAUUUAUUUAUUACUAUUUUCCUUCAAAUUUCCCUCCUGUCCUCCCAGAACUGUUAUGUAGUCCAAUGUUAGUCUAUCCUUUUCCCCUACGUGCAAGGGCAUCGGCCUAAUCGGUGGUUCCUAUUGCCUUUAUUCAUUUGGGGGUGGGUAAGAGGAAGGGGUUAAUUUUUCGUUCUGAGUUUAAAUGUUACAGUGUCAAUAUUUCUAUUCCUUUAUCAUACUUCGUUGAACCCGUUUUGUUGCUUUAUGUUGAAGAAAGUAGGUUAAGCUGAGGCAACGAGACAGAAAGAGAGAGAGAGAGUGAGAAGGUACGUUUGCAAAUGGUUUCCUUUGUUACGAUCGGUGUUACAUGAUUGAGAUUGAGACAAUGAAGGUUUAAAAUAGAACGCGAGGCAAUCGAAUAAGCAACUUGACGUUGACCAGGGCCUUUUUUUCCUUCUAUUCAUUCCCUUUUUUCGUUAAAUUAUACAAAAAAAAAACAACAAUAUAAAGAAAAUAAAACCCCCGGGGGCAAUGGGGGCAGUCCUGUUUAAUAAGAAAGCGUGAACCGUGUAAACGCCAAGCCAUUAGGGACGCGAGAGGUGGUACGGGAGGCGUUGCGCGUCUUUGCGACGGACCAAAAACCAACGAAUCAAAACCGCAGCUAGGGUGUUAACUGGAGGGGGGCUGGAUUUCCUUCACCGCGGAAGGAUUUACGAGCGCCGAUAGGUUAGGGGAAUGUACGCGCGUGGGCAAAUAAUGUAAGAAAACAAAGCUCUAGUAAAAAAAAAAAAAACAAAAUUAAACAUCGGUAUUUGCAUAAUUGAAAUGACAAACAAACGACAUAACGAUGGGACAAAAUCAACCACACACUAACCAGAACACACGCGUAGGACUAUAAAACGAGAGGAGGUGUAUCAAAUAGUGUCAGGUGCUUUUAAUGUUUCCUGUAUUGUGUAGACAAUGUGGUAUGGGUUGAGGAGAAAAGAAAAAUCACGCAAAACCACCCUCUCCUCACAGUCCACACUUAUUUGUGGCCACUCACCGUCAACCAUAGAUGGCUCGGGAGCGAUAGAGACUCGUCGCAAGGACUCAUAUGACGGUAACAAAAACUGAAUUGAAAACAAGUAGAGUGGGGACAAGGGACGAGAAGUGGUAAAGCUGCAGCGUACGAAAGCGGGCCGAAUAAUCGAAAGCAAACAAAAAAAAAACUGUACAUUAUAAUCGUAAUAAUAAUAAUGAUUCGCAAAUAGAAGAGAUAUAUUGUUAAAUUUAAUAAUAAAAACUAAUCAACUAAAUAAACAACACAAAACACUCGAACCAAUUCGGCAGAACAACA
Anopheles gambiae (African malaria mosquito) is the source of this 4418-nucleotide messenger RNA. It is a transcript of the gene Wdfy2, whose product is annotated as WD repeat and FYVE domain-containing protein 2. The transcript is spliced from 5 exons. The record is from RefSeq and is a predicted model, not a curated record. Lineage: Eukaryota; Metazoa; Arthropoda; Insecta; Diptera; Culicidae. Bases 1692 to 2918 code for a protein of 408 amino acids. Gene Ontology annotation, molecular function: protein binding; metal ion binding.